Messenger RNA from Symbiodinium natans, 1815 nucleotides. Lineage: Eukaryota; Dinophyceae; Suessiales; Symbiodiniaceae. The record is from the annotation of a GenBank genome assembly.
AUGGUGUCCCUGAUUGACCACGUCUUGAAGGGCGCCCGUUGCUUGGUUAGCACCGUGGCCACCUUGCAGGAGGCCUCGGGGCUGCAGAUCCUGGCCCUGCUUGGCGUCUUAGGUGCCUCCGCCAGCUUUGCCGCCGCGCAGGAGCGGCUGCAGGGCCGCUGGCGCCAGUGGUGGCUCCUGGCGCUGUUGCUCUUUCUCCUCUUCUGUGUCACAGGCCUCAACGUGCUGCUGAGUUAUGUCUUCCGUGCCAUCGACAACGUUUUAGUUGAGAAGAACGCUACGGAGUUCUACGCCCAGUUGGGUGUGUUUGGUGCUGCCUUGGCGGUCGCCGUGCCUGUGAUCAGUGGCUACCGCUAUGUCCGGCUCACCCUAGGCAGGAGCUGGCGGCAGGCUUUGACCGAGCUGUUCCUCGCGAAGUAUCUGCAAAACCGCUCCUUUUACCUGCUUGACUCGAAUUCGCAGAGCACCGACGUGGACAACCCAGACCAAAGGAUUUCGGAGGACGUUGAUUACUUCACCAAAGUCACACUGGACUUCUUGUUGGACAUUCUGGACAGCGUGCUGAACCUCAUCUCCUUCUCCGCAAUCCUUUGGACCACGUCGCAGACCCUCACUGGGGCUCUAGCUGUGUACGCUCUGCUGGGCACCUCCUUGGCCGUUUUCCUGGGAGGUCGCCUGGUCGGCCUCAACUACGAGCAGAUCCGCUUGCAAGCGGACUUUCGCUACAGCUUAGUGCAUGUGCGGGACAAUGCCGAAGCUAUUGCAUUCUAUGGCGGAGAGAAGCGCGAACAGGGCGAGGUCACAGCAAAGCUGGGCGCUGCCUUGUCCAACUACGACAAGCUGAUCAUCUGGGAAACCGGGCUGGAUGCCUACCAGCAGGCUUUCUUCUAUUUGGCUCGGCUUGUGCCGUACUUCGUCCUGGGUGGUCUGUACUUCUCCGGCCAGGUGGACUUUGGGACCCUGGGGCAAGCGCAGUUCGCCUUUAGCAUGGUCCUCAGCUCUGUCACCAUCAUCGUAUCUCGGAUACAGGACAUCUCCCGUUUCUCGGCCGGGAUCUCCCGCUUGGGAGCCUUCUGGGAGGCACUGACGGAGCCCCAAGAGCCAGAGGCGGCUCGAAUCUCUACUGUGGAGGGCUCGGGGCUGCAGAUGCAGAAGAUGACGCUCUUCACCCCGGAUGGCUCCCGCCUCCUGUUGAAGGACCUCGACAUGGCCCUUGCAGAAGGACGCCAGCGGCGGCUCCUGGUGGUCGGGAGCAGCGGCAUCGGCAAGAGCUCGGUGCUGCGAGCUGUCGCCGGACUCUGGAACCGAGGCGAAGGCACCAUUGUGAGACCUCCGUCCUCGCAGAUGCUUUUCCUCCCGCAGAGGCCUUACAUGCCUUUGGGAGAUCUGCGCACCCAGCUUCUGUAUCCAUCAGAAGGUACUCUCGGUGAUCAGUCGGAUGAAAAGCUUGAAGAUGUGCUGGACCGCUUCGGCCUCCGGGAUCUGCCGGGGCGCUUUGAGGGCGGCUUCAGCGCGGUGCAGGACUGGUCCCGCGUCUUGUCCUUGGGUGAGCAGCAACGCCUGGCAGCAGCGCGCUGCCUGACGACGCAGCCGCGUUUCGUCGUCUUGGAUGAGGCCACAAGUGCCUUGCCAUUGGCUGCUGAGAGGACCGUCUAUGAGCAGUUUGCCUCAGAGCCCCGCAUCGAAGGCUAUGUCAGCGUGGGACACCGCGUCAGCUUGGCAAAGUACCAUGACGUGGUCCUGGAGCUUCAGGGCGAAGGGCGAUGGCGUCUUAUGACGCCUUCGGAGUACGAGGCCACGGCCAGCGCGAGGUGA